Messenger RNA from Danio aesculapii, 1750 nucleotides. It is a transcript of the gene aph1b, whose product is annotated as APH1B gamma secretase subunit. Gene Ontology annotation, molecular function: protein-macromolecule adaptor activity. The transcript is spliced from 6 exons. Gene Ontology annotation, cellular component: membrane; gamma-secretase complex; endoplasmic reticulum. The coding region runs from base 249 to 1025 and encodes 258 amino acids. Lineage: Eukaryota; Metazoa; Chordata; Actinopteri; Cypriniformes; Danionidae. Gene Ontology annotation, biological process: Notch receptor processing; Notch signaling pathway; positive regulation of catalytic activity. The record is from RefSeq and is a predicted model, not a curated record.
AGGAACCGGAAGUAACCUUAGGCGCUGUGCUGAACAGUUUCAAGCGCAGGGCUGAAUGUACUCUACACAUUUGGAUAAAAACGGGCGCAACAAACGCCUCCAUAACGCUUCAUCUAUGUUGCUUGCAGAAACUGACCGACAGCUGUAUGACUCUUUCGUGGAUGGAGUGUGUUAAUAACCUCCGAGGGCACUUAUCCGUCUGAAUCGGCGGUCUUUUCAGUGCAUUAGCAGGUUAGCCGAACUACAUCAUGACAGUGGCGGUGUUUUUCGGCUGUACGUUCAUCGCGUUUGGCCCGGCCAUCUCUUUGUUUAUGUUUACAAUCGCCCGGGACCCGCUGCGUGUCAUCUUUCUUAUAGCAGGGGCAUUUUUCUGGCUGGUGUCUUUGCUGCUGUCUUCUCUGGUGUGGUUCAUCACGGUCCAGAUCAGCAACAAGAACAGUGCCACUCAGCAGAGAGGGCUGCUCAUUUUUGGAGUUGUGCUCUCAGUGCUGCUUCAGGAGGCUUUCAGAUAUGGUUACUACAGACUACUGAAAAAAGCAAACGAAGGCCUGUUGGCGCUCAGUCAGGAGGACACCAUGCCCAUCUCCAUGCGGCAGCUAGCUUAUGUGUCAGGUCUGGGCUUUGGCUUCAUGAGCGGUGCAUUCUCUGUGGUCAACAUCCUCUCUGACUCCUUGGGUCCUGGAACCGUUGGCAUUCAUGGCGAAUCCCAGCAUUACUUCAUAUCGUCAGCCUUCAUGACUCUGGCCAUUAUCCUGCUGCACAUGUUCUGGGGAGUGGUUUUCUUUGAGGCCUGUGAGCAUCAGAGAUGGUGGGCUCUCGGAGCCGUGGUCGCCAGUCAUUUAGUAGUGUCUUGUCUGACGUUUGUGAACCCACACUAUCAAGGCAGUUUGAUCCCGACCUACAUCAUACUCUCAGUCAUGGCGGUCUGGGCGUAUUUAUGUGCCGGAGGAUCUUUGAGGAACCUGAAACUCUGCCUCACCUGUAAAGACAAAGACUUCCUGCUGGCCAAUCACAGGCCCAGAUAACCCACUAAACAGGACUUCUUUUUUCUUUUUCCCUCCCAAAGACCGACUCUCGAAGCCAGUGUGCCGAAAACACGGCCAGCAGCCCUGCACUGAGAGGUCUAUGCUCUGGGUUUUCUGAACGGUUGCUGAGUAACAGGAAUUUUAUGUCUGCAGAUCUUGCACUUUCUGUAAUGACCUCCACUUCUGUUUUUUCUGUUGUGUACCUCAUGUUCUGUGUGUGAGAGAGAUUAUGUGAGAGUGUUUUGUUCUCGGAGUCUGUAGCAGGUUUUUAAAUGAGGUCCUGUGUAGAUUUGACCUUUAACUAGUUAGGUUUUCCCCCCAUGUCAGGCUUUUUUUCCUCCUCUGUAUUUUAACUGACCAAUUAGAGUGGAAUGAUUUGCCAAUGUCCUGUCAUCAGUCUUAGCUCUUCAAAGUUUUAGCUGAUUAAACCUGGAGUGACCAGCUUUGUGUUUUCUUUUUUUAAUUCACCUGUCUGGUGUUGUCUUUCUAAACCGAACCUUAUUUUUCCCUGGUGUUUUUAUUUAAGGGGUGCUCGAAUGUAUUUGAACGAUAAAAGCCACUUCUCCAUAAAAACCACUACACUGAAGCUCUUCUGCUGGAAAGGUCUGACUGAUUUGAAACACACAGGGCUCAGCGGGAUCAGUUUAGAUGUCACUAUGGGUUUAGAUUAUUUUGACUGUAAGGUGUAUGAAAUUUUCAUUCAUAAUAAAGUAGCUUGAGCUCCA